UGGGCGCUUUUGGUUGGUGCUAGUGUGUCGACGGCCGUCAAGUGAAAGAAGUUCAAUGGCCGUGGCGGGGUCUGUAAAGACGGCGCUGCAGGUGGCCGAGGUGCUGGAGGCCAUUGUGAGCCGCUGCGUGGGGCCCGAGGGACGACAGGUUUUGUGUACGAAGCCCACCGGCGAGGUGCUGCUCAGCCGGGAUGGAGGCCGCCUCCUGCAGGCCCUGCAGUUAAACCAUCCAGUAGCCAGGAUAAUAGUGGCGUGUGUUUCCAGUCAUCUAAAAAAGACAGGAGAUGGUGCUAAAACAUUUAUUAUAUUUCUUUGCCAUUUACUCAGAGGACUUCGUGCAAUCACAGAAAAGGAUUCAUUGAUUCCUGAAAAUUUUCAGACCUUUGAAAGACGUUGGAAAACUUGUUGUCAGUGGAAAUUUAUUUCUCAGGCUCUAUUAACGUUUCAGACACACGUUCUAGACUAUAUUAUGGACCAGUACUUAAGUAGACACUUUUUAUCCAUCUUUUCUUCAUCUGCUAAAGAGAGAACAUUGUGUAGGAGCUCCUUAGAAUUACUCUUAGAUGCAUACUUUUGUGGAAGAGUGGGAAGAAAUAAUCACAAGUUUAUUUCACAAUUAAUGUGUGACUACUUUUUCAAGUGUAUGACUUCGGAAAGUGGGACGGAAGUUUUUGAGUUAGUGAAUGACUGUUUUGUAGAGUUGAAUGUCAGUGUCACUGGCCUCCCUGUGUCAGAGUCUAAGAUCAUAGAUGGUCUUGUGCUUCACAGAGAUUUUUCUGUUUACUGCCCAGCAGAUGGUGACAUGCGAGUAGCCAUAGUAAGAGAAAUCAUUCAGCCUCUUUUUUCAACUUCUGGGUCAGAGUUUGUUCUAAACUCAGAAGCACAGUUUCAGACAUCUCAGAUUUGGAUUAUGGAAAGAACAAAAUCAAUAAUGAAACAUUUACUUAGUCAAAAUGUAAAAUUGCUUCUGUCUAGUGUGAAACAGUCAGAUUUAGUUAUUUAUUAUGCAAGACUGAGUGGCAUAUCAGUUGUGGACUGUUUAUCAUCAGAGGAAGUUUCUUUUAUCCAAAGGAUCAUCAGUUUUUCCCCAUUUGUGUUUCCACAGGCCUAUUUACAGUGUGAAAUUUCCAACACUGCUUUGGUGAAAUUUUGUAAACGUCUUAUCCUUAGAUCCAAAAGAUACGUUCAUCUUGGUCUAAUUAGUACAUGUAAAUUUGUGCCACACUGUAUAAUUCUUUGUGGACCAGUGCAGGGUCUUGUUGAACAACAUGAAAGUGCUUUAUAUGGAGCAUUUAAAAUGCUUCAGCAGUUAUUUAAAGACUUUGAUCUAAAUUAUGUUAAAAAAGUCAAUGCCCAAAGUGACACAUUAAGUCCUCCUCUUUAUAAAAAUAGUAGAAAGAGUAAUCAGUUACUCAGAAUUUGUAAUCACCCUAUACGUAAACCUUAUCAAGGCACAGGUAUAAAGAACAAUGAUGAAUUGGAAAAAACUCAGUAUUUAAAAAUACACUCAAACUUGCCAGUUUCAACUGUUGAAUUAGAAACACACAUUUCAUUUUCAGCACCAAAAAUGAUGCCAACAGAUACAGUCCAAACAGAUGAAAUAUGGAAGUGUUUGCCUCCUGAAAAUAAAAGGGUAACUGAUGACAGUGAACUAAUUGAGAAUAAUUCCACUAGGAAUUCUAUAACAGAAAACACUAGAAUAGAAGUUUCUUAUGAAAAUUUCCAGGUCACAAAUAGUGCUGGAAAGGGGAGCAUAUUACCAGUGAAAUAUAAAUCGCUAGAAACUACAUGCAUUUCACAGAGUUGCUGUUCAUCUAUACCAGCCGGUUGUGUUUUGCCUGUGGGUGGGAGUUUUGAGAUCUUACUACAUUACUACCUUAUCAACUAUGCCAAAAAAUGUCAGCGGUUAGAAGAAAUCAUGGUUAGUAAGUUAAUAGCCAAUGCACUUUUAGGCAUUCCCCAAAUCCUUUAUAAACAGAAGAAAGGAUAUGACAGUUUCCCACAAGUAUUUUUGAGAACUCUCCCCACACUGCAAACUGAUCAACCCAUGAUAAACUGUCAGGCAGGUUUGGAAUCAGUAAUUGGUAAAUACCAUGUACUAACUUCAGUUCUUCAAUGUUUGACAAAAAUAUUAACCAUUGACUUGAUAAUCAGUAUUAAAAGACAACCUUCAAAAAGUUGUGAGCCAGACUCAGAAGAUGAGCUUCAAUAUUAGCAAUUUUUUGUAACUUAGUUUUUAAUCCAACUAGAACCAUAAAAUAAGGCAGACAUAUGACUGUGGGUUCUCAGGACAGUUCAGUCUACUCAGAAAAACAGCCUAAGAUCAAAUGUCUUCAGAAGUAUGCCAAGGCCACCAGACCGUUCGGAUGCAAAUAUUAGGCUACUUUAUGUAACAAAACUAAAGGGGAAACCGAGAUCCAGCUAAGGCAUCUCCCGUUUUAUGUCUGUGUAAGUCUGUGUGUUUAAAGGAGUGUUUAAUUUAAAGCAUAUAAAUUAAAUUAUUCCUUCAUGUGCCACUUAUUUCAUUUCUAUUCCAUUUAGAAAGAAAACCUUCAUAGAUUUUUACCACUCAUAAACCACUGAAUAUGUUAUGAGAAAUGUGAUUGUGCAUUGUGAACUCAUUUUAUUUUUGUAAUUAAAAGUUAAUUCCAGAAACAAUAUGGAAUUU
Messenger RNA from Octodon degus (degu), 2668 nucleotides. RefSeq names its product Bardet-Biedl syndrome 10 (gene Bbs10). The coding region runs from base 56 to 2215 and encodes 719 amino acids. Gene Ontology annotation, biological process: chaperone-mediated protein complex assembly. Lineage: Eukaryota; Metazoa; Chordata; Mammalia; Rodentia; Octodontidae. The transcript is spliced from 2 exons. The record is from RefSeq and is a predicted model, not a curated record. Gene Ontology annotation, molecular function: ATP binding.